AUGCGGAACGCCAGACCCGAGUACAGCCAUGCAGCGCUCCUUUCAUCCCCGAGAGCAAAGACCAAGAAGAAUGCCGUUUCCCCAGGUAUCUCGCUAGCUGCUGGCGCCGUAGCAGGUGCAGUGGAAGCAACCGUUACUUACCCCUUUGAGUUCGCUAAAACACGAGUCCAACUAAGCCAAAAGGCUGCUAGCGGUACUAUUCUUACUCAGGCGUCCAGGCAUCCUUUGGCAGUGAUAUUGGAGACAGCACGCCAUGAUGGUGUUCGAGCCAUUUACACCGGUUGCUCGACCCUGAUUCUUGGGACUGCCUUCAAGGCCGGUGUGCGUUUCUUGUCUUUUGACACUAUUAAAAACCUUUUGGCGGAUACGGACGGAACGCUGUCCCCAGCAAGAGGCAUUCUGGCUGGUAUGGUCGCGGGAACGGUGGAGAGUGUGGUCGCAGUAACUCCCACAGAACGGAUCAAAACUGCUCUCAUCGACGACGCACGCUCAUCAACCACACGUCGUUAUAGGGGCGGGUUCCACGCCCUCCGCACUAUCGUGGCCGAGUCUGGCAUUAGUGAGGUCUAUCGCGGCUUACUCUCCACUACAAUGAAGCAGUCGGCCACGUCUGCUGUACGUAUGGGCUCAUACAACGUCAUAAAGGAGAUUGUAUCGUCGCGAACCAGCAUCAAGGACACAAAGAACCCAGCGCUGACAUUUGGAAUGGGAGCCACGGCCGGUGUCAUUACAGUAUACAUGACCCAGCCCUUUGACACCAUCAAGACACGUGCCCAAGGGGCUAAGGGCGCAUCGACUAUGGAAGCCCUGCGCGAUGUGCUGAAAGAUGGUGGUGUGCGGGCCUUCUGGCGUGGAAGCUCCAUGCGACUAGGGAGGCUGAUUCUCAGCGGUGGGAUAGUGUUUACAGUCUAUGAGAAUGUUGCCGCACUUCUAAUGGGCUCACGGAAACGCAGGACGAAUGAAUGA
Molecule: messenger RNA, 966 nt
Organism: Aspergillus oryzae RIB40
Lineage: Eukaryota; Fungi; Ascomycota; Eurotiomycetes; Eurotiales; Aspergillaceae
Exons: 4
Coding region: 1-966 (321 amino acids)
Biological process (GO): mitochondrial citrate transmembrane transport
Source: RefSeq, a predicted model, not a curated record